AGGGCCGUGCUUCAAUUGAAAAGCGUUUCCCUCGUCUUCCCCUCGCGAAAAUUUUGAACCGAGAUUCUACUCCUCUUCAAGAUGCGCAACACUCUGAUCUUCUCGGGUACCUCGUGUCCCGACCUCACCAAACGAAUAUGUGAAAACUUGGGCAUGGCGCCGGCCGAGGCCGAGCUCACCCAAUUCUCAAAUGGCGAAACCAGCGUCCGAAUCCUCACAAGCACACGAGAGAAGGAUGUCUUUGUCGUCCAAUCCGGCAGCCCUAAAAUCAAUGACACAAUCAUGGAGUUGUUGAUCAUGAUUUCGGCAUGCAAAGGAGGCUCAGCAAGCAAGAUUACGGCUGUACUACCAUACUUCCCCUACAACCGCCAAUCCAAGAAGAAGUCACAUCGAGGAGCCAUUACCGCAAGGAUGCUUGCCAACUUACUACAUGUUGCCGGUGUCAAGCACGUCAUCACAGUCGACCUGCACGCCUCCCAGAUGCAGGGCUUCUUCCAGUGUCCUGUCGACAACCUGCAUGCCGAGCCUCUCAUUGCCAGAUGGAUAAGGCUCAACGUAUCAAACUGGCGAGAGGCCGUCGUUGUGUCGAAGAACGCGGGUGGCACAAAGCGAGUAACAUCGCUAGCAGAUGCCCUCAAGCUCAACUUUGGCAUGGUUACUACCGACAAGAAACGUGGCGGUGGCAACAUGACGGCAAGUAUGAUCCUUGAGCAACUUGACAGGCCAGACCCUGUCGCCGUUCCGACCAAGGACGGAGGUGUCGCAACAACACCUACGGCCGAAGCACCAUUUCCGAACCUGGAUGGUACCUCAGAGGCGACAUCGUCAAAGACUCGUGUAGUGGCCGAUUCCCGUGGAUCGCCAAAACGUAUACCUGUCAGGACGAACGGCAGAUCAAGAGUCACGUCACAUCCGAUACAAACCGAGACCGUGGCAGAGGAAAAGGAACAGGCUGAGGGCGAUGUGGUUGAUAACGGAGAGGACGCAGACGAUGAGAAUGACGGUCGCCCCGACGAGGUAACACAUGCACGUCUUUUUCAGGGACACAUUGUUCCUGACGAUUUUCCAUCUCCAUCGACAUCUGCGGCAGAUGCAAGCUUGCCUGACGACGAUCCUAUGAUGAUGUCUCACGCCUCUUCCUUCUUUCAACCAGAUAACCAUGCUCUUGGCGGCUCUGGAGAUGCUGCCAGUUCAGAUGAGGAAGAGGACAAACUCAAAGAUCCUCGCAUCGAACACAUGAUCACCCUAGUCGGUAAUGUACGCAACCGAACAGUCUUCAUUGUCGAUGACAUGAUCGACAAGCCGGGCAGUUGGAUCGCUGCUGCUGAAGCCGUCGUCAAACGGGGUGGCGCCACGACGGUCUACUGCAUGGCAACCCAUGGAGUCUUUGGCGGCGAUUGUCUGGAGCAGUUGGAGGCUUGUGACUGCAUCCACCGUAUUGUUGUCACGGACAGCUAUCCGAUUCGCCCUGAGAAGGCAAGGAGUGCAAGCAAGCUGGUGAUUCUGGACCUUUCCCAUCUUCUUGCUGAGGCCAUCAGGCGCAACCACAACGGUGAAGCUAUCUCGCCUCUAUUCCAGCACAUUGUCGAUUGAGCAAGCAUACAAUAAGCCUUUGAUGACAUUUUACUAUGGUCUGUGGAGGCCUAACGAACAUUGUACGACUCACAAAAUGGUAAGGGCAAGGUAUGCAUUCGGUUUCUUUUCAAAGCUUGGCGUCUUUGGUGCUAUGGGGCAUAUUUUAAAAAACGAGAUGCGAAGCGAAAGGUCAAAAUGCAAUUAGUUUGAGCUGAACCGCUUUGAUCGGUGAUCCGGAUACCAGUUUCUUUUUGAGGAUAAUCUACCCUCCUUUCCUCCUUUCCCCUUUCCAUUCUAUCUUAUGAAUUUUUCCCAAAGGUGCUUCUAGUACCACCACAGUCCUGAGAGGACUUCACCGACGAUGCUACCAUUUGGGUAGCAGGCAUUUCCUUCAUCCCAGAAGAAGUGCCUAACGGAGCGUUGGAAGAUCAAAUGUCCCUUGUGGACUUUCGGGCAUAGAAGGCCUACUGCCCGACCGGCCGCACUCGUUGCAGCCAUGGUCGCUUCCUCCAGGUUGAUGGGCAGUGGGCAAGAGAACCGUCUGAACAAAUUCAAGUCUAGUUUUCGACCCGCUUGGUUGAGUAGAAAAUAAAUGCAAAAAUUGUAAUGAUAGAAGCGCUCCAACAUUCCCGGUUUUCCUCUUUGUUC
Molecule: messenger RNA, 2223 nt
Organism: Pyricularia oryzae 70-15
Lineage: Eukaryota; Fungi; Ascomycota; Sordariomycetes; Magnaporthales; Pyriculariaceae
Product: ribose-phosphate pyrophosphokinase 1
Exons: 3
Coding region: 82-1593 (503 amino acids)
Biological process (GO): purine nucleotide biosynthetic process; ribonucleoside monophosphate biosynthetic process; 5-phosphoribose 1-diphosphate biosynthetic process
Cellular component (GO): cytoplasm; ribose phosphate diphosphokinase complex
Molecular function (GO): ribose phosphate diphosphokinase activity; magnesium ion binding
Source: RefSeq, a predicted model, not a curated record